AGAAAAUGAAUAAUUAAAGGAUUUCUCAUUAUAAAUGGAAAAUAUAUAAAAAAAGAGAUGUAAUAAUAGAAGUAAUAAAGCUGAUAUGAUAGUUAUUUAGUGGAACUGAAAAACAAUUGAGCAAAAUUAAAAUUUUUAAAUGAUUAGUUUAUGGAUGUAAAUAAAUAAGGAGAAGAUUAAUUUAGGGAAUGUAGUAAAAGAAAAGUACUCAUUAAAUGAGGUUAUAGAAAUAUCGUUAGAUGAGUAUAUGUUGAGUGCUUUAAGUAAAAUUCAGAAAUAAUAUAGGAUUUAAAAAAAGGACGAAGGGUUUGUAUAGAAAAGGAGAAUAAAAAAAGAGAAAAUAGAAUAAUUUAUAAAAAAAAGUUUGUUAUUUAAUUUAGAGAAUGGUAGAGCAUUUUGAAUUUGAGAAGAAAUGUAUUUGUAGAUUAUUUAAUUAAUUUAAUAAAUUCUAGAUUUUAAUUAUAUUAUAAUUCCAGAUUGCCACGUAAGCAUAAAUAAUUGUAUGA
This is a messenger RNA of Paramecium sonneborni, 506 nucleotides long. NCBI's taxonomy places the organism in Eukaryota, Ciliophora, Oligohymenophorea, Peniculida, Parameciidae. The record is from the annotation of a GenBank genome assembly.